Messenger RNA from Westerdykella ornata, 3160 nucleotides. RefSeq lists its product as uncharacterized. NCBI's taxonomy places the organism in Eukaryota, Fungi, Ascomycota, Dothideomycetes, Pleosporales, Sporormiaceae. The record is from RefSeq and is a predicted model, not a curated record. The transcript has 7 exons. The coding region runs from base 188 to 2794 and encodes 868 amino acids.
UACAGCCCCUCGAUCUCGCCGGUACUUUUGGCUCUCCAGAUUACUACAUACCGGCCUAAUCCAAUGGAAUCGUAGACUAGCUGACGGUUCCUGCGGCCUAAACACCAAAGCUUUCGUCUUCCCCGUGCUAGGUCCGACGGCAACCGUGUCAGUCGAGCGUUCAUCGUCAGCCCCUGCGCGAUCCAAGAUGUUUAUAUACGCUCGCGUCCCAUCACCACAGUCUGACGCUAUCCCAAGCGAUCGGUCGCGUCAUUCCAUCAUUUACCCCAUCAUGGCUAGCCAUGGCACUCCCAUUAUUGACAUCAGGACCGGCCCCACUGAGGUGGACAUUCUGCGGGAUAUCAAGCUGGGUCUGAGACCUCAGAAUGACGGAGAGAAGAAGCUGCCUACCUUGUUGCUCUAUGAUGAGCAAGGUUUGAGACUCUUCGAGAAGAUCACGUAUCUCGACGAGUACUAUCUCACCAACGCUGAGAUUGAGGUCUUGGAGAAAUAUGCAAGUCAUAUCGCAGAGCGAAUCAAGCCCGGCUCCGUGGUGGUGGAACUCGGAAGCGGGAACCUUCGCAAAGUCAACAUUCUCCUCCAAGCCAUCGACCGUGCAGGAAAGGAUGUCGAGUAUUACGCCGUGGACCUCUCCCUCUCAGAGCUGGAGCGCACUUUUGCUGAGAUCCCUACCGAUGGGUAUAAGCAUGUGAGUUGCUUUGGACUUUACGGGACGUACGACCACGCUCUCGAAUGGCUCAAGUCGGACCAAAUCCGCGGAAAGCCGAAGACGAUUCUCUGGCUCGGCUCUAGCUUGGGCAACUUUAAGCGUCACGAGGUACCUCCCUUCCUGGCAGGCUUCAGGGAUGCUAUCCAGCCCGGCAACUCGAUGCUGAUUGGCAUCGAUUCAUGCAAGGACGCUGAUCGAGUCUAUCAUGCUUAUAAUGACAAGGAGGGCAUCACCCACCAGUUCAUUCUCAACGGCCUCAAGAACGCCAACCGCAUCCUCGGUCAGCCGCAGUUCGAUCUGGAGAAGUGGGAAGUCAUUGGCGAGUACGAUACCGCAUCCGGACGUCACCAUGCCUUCGUCUCUCCAUGUGAGGAUGUGAUGAUUGACAAUGUUCUGAUAAAGCAAGGGGAGAGGGUCCGCAUUGAAGAGAGCUACAAGUAUUCUCACGAAGAGAUCGUGGAGCUGUGGGAGAAUGCUGCUUUGACCCCAGGCGGUGUUUGGAUGAAUGGGAGGGGAGAUUAUGGACUUCACAUGGCGUCAAAGCCGUACUUCUUCUUCCCGUCUGCUCCCGAGAAGUACGCGUCCCGUCCUGCACCCACUCUGGCUGAAUGGAAGGAGCUGUGGGCAGCCUGGGACCUUGUCAGCCGUGGCAUGGUCCCCGAAGAAGAAAUGCAGUCAAAGCCGAUAAGGCUCCGCAAUGCCAUCAUCUUCUACUUGGGCCAUAUCCCAACAUUCCUUGACAUCCACAUCGCUAGGGCCACAGGUGGGAAGCCCACGGACCCAGCCUACUUCUGGAAGAUCUUUGAGCGGGGCAUUGACCCUGACGUGGACAACCCGGAGAAGUGCCACGACCAUAGCGAGAUUCCCGACAGUUGGCCUGCACUAGAAAAGAUUCUCGAAUUCCAAGCCAAGGUCAGGAAUAAGGUGCAAGACUUGUAUGGCUCCGGCGUCGUCGAUAAGGAACCACGUGUUGCCAAAGCCAUGUGGAUUGGCUUCGAACAUGAGGCCAUGCAUCUCGAAACCUUGCUUUACAUGCUCAUUCAGAGCGAGAAGGUUCUGCCACCUCCGGGCACUGUGGCACCCGAUUUCGAAGCGCUUCACCACUUAUCGGAGACCCAGACUGUGGAGAACGAGUGGUUCACCAUCCCUGAAGCGGAUGUGUCUUUUGGUCUUGAUGAUCCGGACGAUCCUGCUGGCGCAGAGAGAUAUUUCGGCUGGGACAUUGAGAAACCCAAACGCUCUGUGCACGUGCGCUCCUUCAAAGUCAAAGGCCGUCCCAUCACCAACGGCGAAUACGCCCAGUACCUGGCUCGGACCGGAAAAACCGCCAUCCCUGCAUCCUGGUGCGAAGUCUCCCAGUUGAAGGGAAUGGAACACAAGGCAAGGAAAGACAGCGUUACAAACGGCACCAAUGGCCACACGAACGGUCUCAGCCUCGCCCAUGGCAAAUAUGUGCGAACGGUGUACGGCCCCGUGCCCCUCGAGUAUGCCAUGAACUGGCCCGUUGUGGCCUCGUACGACGAGCUCGCCAGCUGUGCUCGCUGGAUGGGCGGUCGCAUUCCCACCGAGGCGGAAGCUCGCAGCAUCUACAACUACGUCCGCCAGUCGAAGGCUAAAGACAUCGAGAAGGCUCUUGGAAAGACCAUUCCUGCAGUCAACAGCCACCUCAUCAACAACGGCGUCCAGGAGUCGCCGCCAUCCCACUUUUCGUCAAACGGCAUCUCCAGCACAGCAUCUCCUCCCUUCCCUCACAGCCUCUUCAUUGACCUCCAAGGCGCGAAUGUAGGCUUCCGUCACUGGCAUCCCGUCUCCGUCGCAGACAAGGGCGACCGUCUGUGCGGCCAGGCUGACCUGGGUGGCGUGUGGGAGUGGACGAGCACUGUGCUGGAGAUGCAUGAGGGCUAUGAGCCCAUGAGCUUGUAUCCAGGGUAUUCUUCGGACUUCUUCGAUGGGAAGCACAAUGUCGUUUUGGGCGGAUCGUGGGCUACCCAUCCUCGUCUUGCUGGGAGGACGUCUUUCGUUAACUGGUAUCAACACAACUAUCCUUAUGUCUGGGCUGGUGCUCGUCUUGUCAUGGAUGACUAGAUCCUUGCUCACAGCUCGUCCAGAAAUAGUGUUUUUUUCGUUGCGCUGACUUUCGCUGGGGCACCCGUGUUAAACGCUCGUUAAAGGUCGAAAUGGAUAUUAGUAGCAAUGGAGAUCGAUAGUGUUGGGGUUGUCGGCAACAUGAUACACUCCUUAUAGGCUAUGAUUUUAUCAGACAUGUCCUACUCUGCCUUGUCAGUUAUGGGAUGCUACGUGUCUUGUGAGAGAGGCAAAUGCUUAGGCGGUUGACUAGUGCAUUAACUUCUAGUUCUCUGUAGGUAGAGAAAAGCUAGAGGAUGUCAUCCAAUCAGCAGGCUCACAGUAGUAGCUUGCGAGUCAAUGUAUUCCGUACUGCACAGUCAGGAG